UUGUUAUUGCUGCUGGGGCAGAUGCGCUCAAGACCGCUAAGCUCGGGGCGGUGGGGACAGAGCGGCGGGAGGCGCAGAGCGCUGCCCGCCGCCAUCACCCCCUGCAGCACCCGCGGCCGCGCGGCGGCUGCGUCUGGGCUCGUCGGGACAGGCCACGCGCCUCCCGCCCCGAGCGUCACGCCACGCCACGCCACGCCACGUCACGUCACGCCACGCCACGUCACGUCACGCUCCGCUCCCGCAGCUGCCCCGGCCCCACCCUGGGCAGUGGCCGCGCGUCUAACGGCCUCCGCGCGCGCGAGGGGCGCAGCCAAUGGGAGCGCGCGCGCGGCUGCGCUGGCCAAUCCAGAACGCAGGGGGGCGGGGCGGGAUUUGAAUGCAGCGGCGGGGACGGCUGCGGCGGCGGCGGUCGGCCCGGUCUCGGUCCCGGUAGGUGCGGUCCCGAGCGGCGGCCGGAACGUUCCUGUCGCGGGCCGCGUCCCCUGCCGUACAAGGGGGAGGCCGUACGGGGCUUGAGCUGGGACUCCCCCAGCCUUGGUAUCGCCGUUACUGUCUUUCGCAGCCGUGGUUUCCAACGUUUCUUGCGCGUGAAAUAACCGCGUCGCCUGGGCUCGCCGCCUCAGCUGCCGUGGGCCUCAGAGGACCGGGGCACCGCGCUGUGCUCGGCAGCGCCGGGCUCGCAGCAGCGAACUCAACCCUGGGGCAGCAGCUGCUUCCUUCCCGGUAUCCCGCCUGUGCAGGACUUUCCGACGUAAAAUAAUCCAUAGCGAUCGGCAGCUUACCAAAAAGAAACCUGAUAAGCUAUGGAUGUGGGACCUUAGUCUGAGACAUCAAGAAACUUGCAGUUAAAUCGCAUUCUACCUGAUGUGCUUGAGGCUCACAGCAUGCCAGGACUAAUGUCCUUGGAAACGCAAAAUAGAUUGACCAAGAACUGGAACAAGAUGGUAUCUAUGCUCAAAAAUGUCAAGGCAACAAUGGGCUGGCGGAAACACCAGCUCCUAGCUGACUUCGAUGAAAAUGACGGCCCUGUACCAGACAAAUUCAAGAGAAGGGCUUCUUUGAGUUCUCUCAAUACCAUCCGUAUGUCUCUAAGGAAGCGAAUACCAUUAAAACAAGUAGAGCUGAAUUUCCAUGAGACCCCGACUUGGGAAAGUAUGGAAGCAAGAGGAAAGUGCCAAACUCUCCAGAGUAUUACAAGAACAGCAAGAAAUGCUUUUGGAAUGGUGUCCCAGAAAAUACAGAAGACUCGCCAAAACCCAAUACACUCGACUGUGGCCUUUCCAGAUGGAUCUGUUGGUAGGAGAAGCCAUGCAAUCAGUUUUUCCAGGAAAAGAAGUACUAUGCCUCAAACCCCUUGCCAUAACAAGAAUAGUGUUACUCCAGCAGCCAGUUCCAUGGGCACCCCAAGAUCCAGCAAAAGAGCCUUGCUUGGGCCAACAAGGGUGUCAGAACAUAGAGAAUGGAGGGGUUUCCCAUCCUGGCAUGGUGAAGAUGCUGUCCCACUCCGGAGAUCAAGAAGAGCAGCAGCGCUUAAGAGCCCCUAUUCAUCACCUGCUCCUGCCAGCAGAAUGACGCAGCAUGCGAUAUCAAACUACUACUGUCUAAUGGCACAAAACCUGCAGUCUGUACAUCAAUCUCAGAAAUUUUCUCAGGCUAUCAGAAGGCAAGCAAAGAAACUGUUGAGCAGUUGGUAUCUGGACAGAGAUGGCUAUAAGUAGUGUUGGUUUGAGUAUAUCUGAAGGAAGACUUCGACUGGGACCUGAGAGACUGUACUCUAUGCUUUGAACGUAACUGACUACUUUGAAUAAGCAAUUAUAUUUUAAAAAUCUUUCUUAACAAAGCAGCCUGGGACUUCCAUUCCCUUGCUUUCUCUUUUAAAGUCAAAUGAAAUUUGUACCACGAUGUAUUACCUCCUACUGAGAUAAGGGACCAUCCUGGAAGUGGCUUUCAUAGGCAGUAAGUACUUUGAAACAUAUGUUGCACUGACCAUGGUCAGAGAAAGGGUCACAGAUUCAUAAUAUACUAAAAGUAGUGAUCUGUUAUUUUCAAAACCUAACUUUUUUUUUUUUAAAUACUAACAAACUAAAAGUUAAGCAUGACGUUUAACUGGAAGUUAAAGAAACAAUAAUUGCUUGAGUUCUGACCACAAAUGCCAUUCCAAGGCAACAGGUUUCUGUGGAGUCACUCAAGCCACAAUAGUGGAGCCACAUUAGGACUUUAACUCACAGCCUAAGGACUGCUGUUAUGUUAGCCCAACUUCUGUCUUUCAAACUAAAGCAAAGAUUUUUCAAGCUUCUAGAAUUCAACACCAGGGCUGUUUUCUAUGGUAGCAGUUUUGUGCAGUCUUUUGGAAUUACUUUCACUCUAAGAUGUACCUUCAAACGAAAGACUGAGUUGGUAAACUUUUAUCUACAAUCAUUUUUAAGAUGCACAUAUAAUUUGGUAAAACUGGAACAGCCUAAGUUUUAAUGGUAUUAAGUACAAAUAUGAGAAGCACUCAUGUUCAAUUCUGAUUUAUGUGUAAUUACUGAUUUUUAAACUUGCUCCGAAUUUUCUUUUCUCUUGUCAAACUAUCAAAUAUUGAAACAGUUAAUAAAGCCUGGAAACAUCCCAGACA
Molecule: messenger RNA, 2617 nt
Organism: Cygnus olor (mute swan)
Lineage: Eukaryota; Metazoa; Chordata; Aves; Anseriformes; Anatidae
Gene: PIMREG
Product: PICALM interacting mitotic regulator
Exons: 4
Coding region: 885-1718 (277 amino acids)
Source: RefSeq, a predicted model, not a curated record